This is a messenger RNA of Marchantia polymorpha subsp. ruderalis, 2312 nucleotides long. The record is from the annotation of a GenBank genome assembly. Lineage: Eukaryota; Viridiplantae; Streptophyta; Marchantiopsida; Marchantiales; Marchantiaceae.
UGCUUUUGAUAUGCUUGGAGUAGGACAAAACGCAGCUGAGAGAUCAGAGGUGGCCCGGCGUGAGACUUACGGGGGAGGAACGAAGGCCACAGGAAUGGGCAGACAGUUGCGAAGAGUUGACUCAUUCUUCCUCGGGCUCAGGAUAAAGACUUUUUUAUGAGAAAUACGUUACAAUACUACAACAUAACGAGAAAGUCAAACCUCCUGCCGCAAGCUUGGGAUCUAUUGGGCAGGAGGAAGAGUACAACUCUGCACUGGCUUUUCCCCACAAAGAAUCAGAAGUACGAUGGUACUCUCGGUGACAACGCUGAGUGCUCCAUCCCAGGCCAUGUACAACGCUCGAGGUGACCGAUGAAACAUCUAUUAUAGCGCUCAGAUUCUGUUAUAGACAGUCGUGUGCAUGAGCCGACGUUGGCCUGCUCUUCCGGACAUCGUGGCCUACACUGAGAGCAAGCUGCAAGUGAGGGAUCUGUGCACUGCCUUGCAACUUUUGAUUCGUAUUUGCCAUCCACUUCGCUCCUCGUGUAUCUGCAACACCACAACACGAAGGAGUUUAUGGAGGCCGGUGACAAGCAGAGGACGUGAUCGUGAGCUCAGCUUGGGCUUUGAGAGACCUUGCAGACCAGCCGCAUAAGGGGCACAGAGAUUUGCUCAAUAAUUGCACACAUGACCUGGAAGGAUACACCAUGCAGGCAUUGAUCUCGAGGCACCCACUGUGUACAUUGAUGGAAUGACGACGGCUCUACAAACACGAAGAUAGAACGAUAAUUGUUCAAUGCGCGUGCACUCCGCGGAGUUAUAAACUCGACCAUGGGGAACUUUGCAGUGCAAUGCUAUCCACUCCCGUUCGCUCAAUUACGAGCGAGAAUUAUGAAGAUGACAACGGGUGGAGCAGCGAAACUUGACGGUGGAAGUUCAGAUGAAGCCGAUAGUCAGGAAUCCCUGAGAGAAAGAAGAAUUCGAACAAGUACCCUUUACGCUGAUGUUCCGCCAAGUAAGGAUCCGUUGAUUUAUUCCUCAAAGUACAACAUUGGAUUCAUGGGUAUGGAGAAACUGCAUCCGUUUGAUGCUGGAAAGUGGGGGCACAUACAGAGUUAUCUGGUCGACGAACACGUGAUCAAUGCACGAAAUAUUGUGGAACCUCGAGAGGCCACCGCGGAGGACCUGCUUGUGGUGCACUCCAAGGAGUACUUAGAGAGUUUAAAGCAAAGCUAUGUUGUGGCAGGUAUCAUCGAGGUGCCACCCGUAGCCUUGUUGCCAAACUUCAUAGUUCAAAGCAGGGUGCUUCAACCCUUCCGAAAUCAGGUCGGAGGAACAGUUCUCGCGGGAAAAGUAGCCAAGGAGAGGGGUUGGGCCAUCAAUCUAGGUGGGGGUUUUCACCAUUGCUGUGGAGGACAGGGAGGAGGCUUUUGCGUAUAUGCUGACAUUACGCUGUGUAUCCAGUUUGCUUUUACCCGACUUUCCUUUGCCAGGGUAAUGAUUAUUGAUUUGGACGCUCAUCAGGGUAAUGGUCACGAGAGAGACUUUGUUGGUGAUGAUAGAGUCUACAUCCUUGACAUAUACAAUAGCCAAAUAUACCCCUUUGAUGAAGAAGCGAAAAUAAGAAUCAAUCAACGGGUGGAGCUCAGGAAUCAAACUUCCUCAGAGGACUACCUCCGGAUUCUGGAUGAACAAUUACAAAUUGCAAAACAAGCCUUCAAACCAGAUCUAAUCGUAUAUAAUGCUGGGACCGACAUUCUUGAUGGUGAUCCCCUCGGCCAGCUUCGUGUAACUCCCGCCGGUGUCACGAGUCGUGACGAGAAAGUUUUUGAAUUCGCCAAAGACGCUUACGAGAAUCCCGUGCCUAUCGUAAUGGUUACCUCUGGUGGAUACAUGAAGAGCAGUGCGCGAGUCAUAGCAGAUUCAAUCAAGAAUUUAGUGAGCAAGAGGCUCAUCACAGUUGGAGCCGUCGUGUAGGUACUGCGUACACUAGCCUGCGUGUGUACAAAUUCGGUGAGAUGCUGUAUCCAAAAUCAGACUCACCAGCAUUCUUACGAGUCACCUUCAAGCGUUGCUAGAGUUUAUACCGUCACAGGGUGAGAUCCUGUUUCACGAUGUACAGGGAGGGAGGCAGGGAUGCCCGCCAGCACAAGGAUUAGUUACUCCUCUAUACGGCCGUCAGUCAACCUGUUGGCUGCCUGUGUUGUACAAAGUCACACGUUUUAUAAAAUUAGCCAGAUCUUUCGGCCGCCUCCAACGAGAGCCUGAACUCAGUCCAAUCAUGGAUGCAGUGGGCAUUUCAUUUCUUCCGAGCAUUUUGUGAGUGUUGAAAC